Messenger RNA from Pichia kudriavzevii, 621 nucleotides. RefSeq lists its product as uncharacterized. The coding region runs from base 1 to 621 and encodes 206 amino acids. The record is from RefSeq and is a predicted model, not a curated record. The transcript has a single exon. Lineage: Eukaryota; Fungi; Ascomycota; Pichiomycetes; Pichiales; Pichiaceae. Gene Ontology annotation, cellular component: nucleus. Gene Ontology annotation, biological process: maturation of SSU-rRNA from tricistronic rRNA transcript (SSU-rRNA, 5.8S rRNA, LSU-rRNA).
AUGCCGGAGAUUUUACUGAAUGACCCUGGAGCUUUGAUUGCCGAUGCUCCUAAUAAAAACCUUCUCCCUUUUCCAACGGACAAACAAGAUGCAAAUUUUGAACUGGGAGUGUCAAUGAUAAUCCAUGGCUGGCACACCUUAACCACUGCAGUUGAUAAUCUAUGGGGUGGUCCACAAUCAGAAGAAAAGAGGGACUGGAUAUCUGGUGUUGUUGUCGACGAAUUCACAAACAAUUAUGAAAUCGAUAUUAUUUAUUUACACGAAUUAUUGUUGGGUAUAAUGGAAGAUGAAUUUUUCAUUACUCUAGAGGAUGGAUCCACCGUUGAAAUUGCCACUAAGAUUGUAAAAUGUUAUAAGGAGUGCAAAGACAGCAUUUUUGAAAAUAUCCAGGCAAUGUACACGAAAUGGGCCGCUAAACAACAGAAUAAACAGAAAGUAAUUGUCAGUGUUGGAGAGGAUCCAGUAAAUCCAGAUAUUUCUGAUGACGAAGAAGGAACUACUGAUGAUCAUAACGGUGAUGACAUGGACGUUGAUGACGUUGAGUUGGUUCAAAGUCAACCUAAAGCAAAACAAGAGCCUGAAAUCGACGAUGAUGGUUUCACGAUUGUCAGAAGACGCUGA